Schistosoma margrebowiei is the source of this 4682-nucleotide messenger RNA. The record is from the annotation of a GenBank genome assembly. Lineage: Eukaryota; Metazoa; Platyhelminthes; Trematoda; Strigeidida; Schistosomatidae.
ACAAAAUUGAGGUUGUGAAGAGAAGAAAGUAAGAGUAAUAAAAGAGAGGAGCAACAAUUAAUGGUAAUUAAUGAAUAAGAGUGAGACAACAACAAUAAUGAUAGAAGCAGUCCAAUAAGAAGUAAAACGAGGAAGAGUCCUUUCAGUUCGAGAGAUUACUCACUUUUGUAACGAGUUACGGUAGGAUCGCUACUGACUUCAAUUCUGACCCAUGUUUGAUACCGUCUCAAGCCAUUGACUUACUCAGUCUUUAAGACUCGAACCAGGAAGACGUGAAGGUCCAAGAGAAGUAUUCACCUACAAACAUUAUGAUUUUUGUAUUCCUAAUAGGAUGGAUAGGAUAUUUGUGUUUUCAUCUACAUCUAGUUGAUUCUCUAUUCGAAAUUAAAAGUGACCCGGAGAUAUAUAUGAAUAUUAGUGAAAUAAUACGGGGACAAGGCUAUCUAGUCGAAGAACAUGAGAUUACUACCAGUGAUCAAUAUAUUCUGUGUUUAAUUAGACUUUACACAAAACAGUCAGUUUAUCAAAAGCGUAAAGUUGUUUUAUUGCAACAUGGAUUGUUGGACUCGUCACAUGCAUGGGUGAUGAAUUUAAAAAAUCAGAGUUUAGGAUAUAUUUUGGCUGAUUAUGGGUAUGAUGUGUGGCUAGGAAACAGCAGAGGCAAUACAUAUUCAAAAAAACAUAAGCAUCUAGAUUCAAGUCAAAAAGAAUAUUGGGAUUUUUCAUGGCAAGAAAUGUCGAGUUAUGAUUUUCCGGCUACAAUCAGAUAUAUUAUAUCUGUUACUAAGAUGAAACAACUAAGCUAUAUUGGAUUUUCUCAGGGAUCACUUAUCGCUAUGACGGCAUUAGAUGAUAACCCAGAAUUACAAUCAAAUAUUAAUUUAUUUAUCGCCUUUGGACCAGUUGGCUAUUUCGCAAAUGUGAAAGGCAUUUUCCUCCCACUAGUUCAUCACUAUAUAAUUGUUCAGUUUGUCUUAAAAUAUUUAACACGUGGUGAAGUCCUUCCGUCGGAUGAUUAUAUGAAGAUUUUGGGAAAGUAUCUUUGCGGGUUUGGCCCAAAUUUGUGCAUGUCAGUUAUUGAUAGUAUUGCUGGAAAUGAUGGCUUCAAUACUAAUUUGACACGUCUUCCACUUAUUAUCGCUCACUCUCCAGCAGGAACAUCGACUAAAAAUCUAGUCCAUUUUAGCCAAGUAAGUUAAAUAUUUAAAAAAAAGAAUAAAUCCUCCAGUACGUUUAGAGGAAACAGAUGUUAUGUGGCGUGGUCAACAGACGGGAAAAAUAACGGGAAUAUAACGACUUGCUUCGCGUUGAAAUAAAUUUGCAUAUCGAUUCAAUACUUUAAUUUCUAAAUAGAUAAACUUUACAUUGAUUAAUAGCUCAAACUUAGAUCAUUUGUUAUUGGCUGUAAGCCGAUUAGUCAAUAAGCUAUUAAGGGAAAUCCAUGUAUAAGUAUUACAAAAAGAAAGUGUUACCACCACUAAAAUUAGCUUGUUCACUAAAUCUUACGCUUGAUCCCAUUCCUAACAGAUCCCUCUGUAAAGAGAUUUUCUUUUUAGGAUGUUUUCAGUACUGAUGGCAUCCAAUUCGAACUUAGAGAUUAAACUCCAAUUCCUUUGUUAUAGUUAUAUGCCAGGGUAAUCCUUAAAUUCAAAGUGUUUAUUAUUCCGUGUAAGUAGUUUACAAUCGGCGUUCUUCCAAUAUAUUUUACAAUCAGUUUAGCGAAUGCUGUCACCUGCUUGAAAUUCUUUUCUAUGCUGAUUUCGGAUUGCUGUAACGAAUUACCCAAUUUUUAUUCACUUAAACUGUGUUUCAUUUGUAAACCAAAAGGAAUUUCAAUAUACUCAUAUGAGGGCUAUCACUAUGUUGUUCGAUUUAGGAGGAUCUUUCUUAAUGGAAAUUCAGAUUAGUGUAAAUUCCUCGUCUCGUAGGUUCAAUCCAGGUUUCAUCGCGCUAGUGGUGAGUACUUUUAGUUCGUUCUCAUUCUCAAUGUAGAAUGGUGACUCUGAUAGACUGUCAAAUGGAAUUGAGACUUGGAGAUUGACUUAGAUGCAAAAAGCAACCUCUUUACAGUACACUUGAAUAUAUUCAUCGAGAUUCUGGUAAAGUCAAGCGUUCUUAAUCAAUCAUGUUAGUUGAUGAGUUUAAUGACGGACGGAUUUUGUUCAAUUCGUUAAGGUUGUCCAUAUACGAAUUUUGAUGUUUGCUUUUCAUCAGGAUGAAAAUCAAUGAAUUAGUUGUACUGAAUUUUGAAGCCUUAACUGUGUGGAUUCAAAUGCGCAAAGGUUGAGAGAUUUUGAAGUUUUCAUCAGAUUUUCAAUGAGGUACACUGCUUCAACAAUUUCAGAUUCCGAAUUGUAGAAAACAUGGAAAAUUAUUUUUCACAUGGUUCACUAUCAUGUAAAGGAAAAUUCUUGGCUCUAACAGUCUUGUAUUAAGAGAGUAGAAUCGGCGGGUCUACUGAAAUCGGGUUCGAUAAAAAGACCUAAUGGUCAUAUUUUUUUGCGGCAAACUGUCUGCUUCAUUCGAGUCACAGCUAGAGGUUUAGGUGACACAGCAUCUGACAAACUGGUAGAUGCCGUAGGUAAGAUAUGAUCUGUUGUUUUUGUCAGUGAAGUUAUCUGAUCAUUUAUCAUUCUGAUUAAACAUUUUGUAAAUAGCUAAGCUUUGUCUGGAACGUGAUUGGAUUCCUUGGACUGCUUUUUUAAUCAUGUCAUACAUAUUACGACAACGCAACUUACAUUUCGCUACUCAAUAUUCCGUAAAUCCCCUUAUCUUCUUAUUGACCACUUUUUCUUUUCUGAAGUUAUCGCUACUCCCUAUAAAAAAAUCAGAACCCUUGUCAUUUGUUAAGUACUCUAAUUCCUUUUAAUUAGUUGCGUUUAAAUAUAUUUGGUACUAUUUUGAACCCUACCCAAAUCAGUCAUUUAAAAAAAGUCAGAUAUUAAUUUAUCUCAUACCUAAUCACACAUUCUGUUAGUUAGUCGUAAUUUAGUUGAAUACCAUAACACAUUCUGCCACUUGGUAGUUUACACGAGUAAAUCAUUGUAAAACUUAUAACCAGUUAUAUUUUAUUUGCACUAUUUUGUUGCUCACUCGUAUGUGAGGAGCUCUUAUUGGAUUGAACCUAAGUCAGGUCAUUCUGAUCGUAUUACACGGUGAUCAAAAUACAUAAGUAUUUCGCAAGUUUAUCACUACAACCCCAGUUUGAAAUGCUUUUUGACUUUCGAUUAUAAAAUUAUUUGGAAUUUUAUUUAUGAGUAUGGUUCUUUUAUCAUCAUAUACUUGGUAGAAUGAAAACGAAUUAAGUCAUAUCUCCGCAGGUUUUAAAUCCUUUAGGGAAGUGGUUUUCUACGUCAUCAAGACCUAAGCUUUCUCAAGCUUCUAAUGUCAUGAUGAAGCGUUACAAUGUGUUGACCACAUCUGGUGUGAGUAGCGAGUCUUUCACCGCUCCCAAAAUUUAUUCGUUUUACACAAUACUAAAGAGAGUAUGUCACAGAUCGCGUGUCUUCUUGGACGUGAACGGAGUACAAACCAUGGGAUAUUUUGUUUGAUUAUCAGCAGCUAUUCACAAUAUGAAAACUUUUUUGGAAACGUUCCAAGUAUUAUGACAGAGACGAAGAAAAUAUCUAUAGAGGAAACACAAAAUAAUUUUUAUCACGUAGCCUAAGCGAUGUAAUAGGUAGAAAAAAUUUUGCGAAUUCGAACAGUGCAAUUAGAAGUGAAAGAUAGUAAAUCAGACCAACUCAACUGGAAUUAUAAAAAAAGAUUUUUACAAAAGUUACGCUACUCUGUUUCUUCAAAUUUUAUGUUAAAUAUCAUAACUAGUCUCCAGUCGUAACUACAAGCUAAGGUAUUCUCAUUCAUUCUUUGUUGUUUUGUAAGUAUUAUAGUGUUUCUUUAAUGAAUUCAUUUCAGUAAAUGAUUCGUAAAGGUCGAUGUGUUAUGACUCGUCUUAACAAUUUUGCAUAUAAUCUAUGGCUUUCACUUGAUUUUUUUGUAUGGAGUAAGCAGAGUAUUCUUCUUCCUCUAUGUAUUUGAUUGUUUAACUCAAUCGAUGUUUAGUUCAAUAAAUAGACAUAUAAAACCAAGAUAGAUGCGUUCGUGAUAGUUAUACUCACGUACUCAUUAGAAAUACCUUAUUACAUCAGCCUUAGAAAAUCUAUUGGAUCAUAUUAGCCUUUGGAGUGUAUCUUAUUUAUAUUGUGGUACAUAGGGAAGCGAUAUUUCUUUAACCAUUUAAUAAAUAUUUUCUUAAAUACCAUGAACUAACUUAUUAAACAGUGAGAAAUUUUUUUCCGGAUAUUUUUUAUAGAUGAUUGACAGUCAUCUGCUACAGAAAUUUGACUACGGACAGUACAUGAAUAGACAUAUUUAUGGUCAAGACGAUCCUCCUUCAUACACUCUGAAAAACUUUAACAUUCCAACAGUCAUUUAUCAUGGCGGAAAUGAUCAUUUAUGUACAAACGAAAGCAUUGAUUUACUUAUACAAAGGAUUAACAAAACUAUCAUCUCUGUGAACUAUAUUGAAAAUUAUAAUCAUUUAGGCUACUUCUGGAGUACAAAUGCUGUAGACCUAAUUUACUCAUCGUUACUUAGAUUAAUCGAGAAAUAUCACGGAUAAGAUUUUAAGAAGUUGACAGUUAUCUCCAUCCAAUAAACCAAAUUAUCUAUUUUCUUCGUUU